UGAAUCCUACAUUCCAAAAGCAUUAAUUCAAGUUCAUAGCACUUUUAGAUUAUUCCUAAACGGCUAAACCCUUAAAGAAAAUGACGACUCCAUCCCAAGGGCUGAUUAGUCAUUCCACAGAACCAUCCCAAAAUUUAGUUUUGGCUCUAUCAUGCACGUACGCCUACAACUUCACAUCGUUAUCUCCUCAUAAAAACCACUCCAACUCUUACGAUUACAAUUAUUAUAUGUACACCUUGGUGUGACGCACAUUAAUCACUACUUCUAGGAGCUGAUCCACACCCUCCAAUCCCCCACAUCAUAAAUCAAUCAAUCUCAACCAUCUAUGCUUUUUAGAAUCAAAUAAAAAGAUACCAAAAACUUGGAUAAUAUGCCAUCCUAUCUAGCCCUAUAAAAUGUGACACCAUGAACCAAAUCCUCCAUGACAUGCACAACUUGUGUAACCAUUUCCUAAAACACAAACCUAGAAGCACAAAAAUUCUAGGGCACAUGGAGACUCAUGAAAAGGUGGAAACACAAAACAAGGCAACAGUUGAGAUGCUCUACAAGGCACUAUUAGGGCAAGGGACAAUGGAAAAUGUGGCCAAAUUGUUAGCAAGUGAUCUAGAGUGGUGGUUCCAUGGCCCUCCUCAGUGCCACCACAUGAUGAGGGUGCUCACGGGGGAGACAGAUCUCAACAAGGGCUUCCGGUUCGAGCCGAGGCGGGUGGCCGCCAUCGGCGACUGCGUGAUCGCCGAGGGGUGGGAGGGCCAGGCCUAUUGGGUGCACGUUUGGACCCUCAAAAAUGGCCUCAUAACUCAGUUUAGAGAGUACUUCAACACAUGGCUUGUGGUGAGGGACUUGAGGGCACCAAGGUGGGAAGAUAAUAAGAAAGAUAGCAUGAUGACAUUGUGGCAGAGCCAGCCUCGUGAUCUCUACCAUAGGUCACUGCCAGGACUUGUGUUAGCCAUUUAGCCACAACAACACUUCAUGGGUCUGUGGUUAAUUGGAAGCUAGUUAGGGACAUAUAUUAUGAUGUAUAAUUAAUGUACCAUAUAAAGUGACCCUACGGAUUGAACAUGUGUUGAAGUUACAACACUAUAGUUUUGGCUUGUGGACCUGGUCGAUUGUGCAAUAAUUCUUAUCAGAAUGGAAAGGAAAAGAAUAAAUAAGAGGGCCAAGAAUAAAACUUGAAAAAAAAAGAAGAAGAAAGAAUAGACAAGUGUGUGUAAUAUUAAAUAUAUUAAAAUACUUCUUUGUUUCUAUA
Messenger RNA from Cajanus cajan (pigeon pea), 1246 nucleotides. Its product is annotated as senescence associated gene 20. Lineage: Eukaryota; Viridiplantae; Streptophyta; Magnoliopsida; Fabales; Fabaceae. The record is from RefSeq and is a predicted model, not a curated record.